AUGCGUGCCGUCUCUGUCUUUCUGCUCUACGCCGCCAGCCUGGUCUCGUCCAGCGCUCUGCCCAACGUUGCUGAUGAUUCCGCUCUAGCUGCCCGCAACGGUGGCGAUGAGAACUGGGGCCACGGCGGCGGCUGGGGCCACGGCGGUGGUUGGGGUCACGGUGGUGGUGGUGAGACUACGCCUUGCGAGACCGACACUCAGACUGCCACUCCUCCUCCCGAGACGUCGACUCCCUGUGACACCACCACUACUCCCACGUCGCCUCCUUACGAGACCACCACUACUCCCACGACGACUCCUUGCGACACCACCACUACUCCCUCGUCGCCUCCUUACGAGACCACUACUCCCUCGUCGUCUCCUUACGAGACCACUACUCCCUCGACUACUCCUUGCGACACCACCACUACCCCCGCUGUGACUACUCCCCCGAGUACGACCACCAUCACCGUCACCUGGACUACCACUACCUGCCCCUUCUCCGUCACCACUAUCACUAGUGGUUCGGUCCCCGUGACCUCGCCCGUCACCUCGACCAAGACCAUCACCACCUCCACCGUUGUGACCUGCACUGGUGGCUGCGGUCCUACCGUGACUGUGCCUGCCAAGACCACCUGGACCACCAUCUGGACCACCUGGACCACCACCACCUGCCCCGUGGUGCCCACUACCAUCAGCGGUACCACGACCACGAUGACCCAGACCAGCACCAUCAUCGUCACUGGAAGCCAGACCUCCACCUGCGUCAUUCCCCCGGUCACCAUCGUGCCCCCGCCAGUGUCUGUCCCGGCCAGCUCUGUCCCCGUCGCCACCUCGACCCCCUACGUUCCUUCGGUCACCCCGGCCGCUCCGUCCUCUCCGAGCGGCGCGUCCCCGACCUACAACGCCGCCGCGCCUCUGUACCAGAAGUCGCUGGCUGGCGUCAUCCCCGGUCUGGCUAUGCUCAUGGCUUUCUUCUAA
Penicillium lagena is the source of this 960-nucleotide messenger RNA. RefSeq lists its product as uncharacterized. Lineage: Eukaryota; Fungi; Ascomycota; Eurotiomycetes; Eurotiales; Aspergillaceae. The coding region runs from base 1 to 960 and encodes 319 amino acids. The transcript has 2 exons. The record is from RefSeq and is a predicted model, not a curated record.